CAAACUAUCUAAUAUUUAUUUAAUUUGAAUUUUGUAAAAUUACUAUGUAAGUUCAUAAAUUUUGUGAUGAUUUAUUAUAAGUCCUAUUAAUUUCCUGCUCCCAAACUAUCCUAUAGUUAUUUAAUUUAAAUUGUAUAAAGUCACUCUGAAAGUUCACAAAAUUCGAACAUAUAUGAUUCCCACUGUCGUAUAAUUGUAUUUUUUUUUUUUUUUAAAUUAAUAUUUCUGUAAAAGACUCUACAAUCGAUUCCGUUGUUAAUUUGUUCCAAGACCCAAGGGGGACGCGGCCCAAGCCCGAGAGAUUUAUGUGAAACGGAAGCUGUGAAAAGAGUCAAAAGACGCAUUAAAACCCUACACUCUCAUUCUCGCUCCGCUCACCCCCGCAAGAACUUUCGAGUCCAAGAACAAAUGGCAUCCAAGCUUACUCAACUACAAUCUAAAGCUACCGAAGCCUCGAAGUUUGUGUUGAAGCACGGAUGUGCCUACCAUAAGCAGCUAUUGGAACAGAACAAGCAAUACAUUCAGGAACCACCUACUGUGGAGAAAUGCAAUCUUUUGGCAAAGCAGCUGUUUUACACUCGUCUUGCCAGCAUCCCAGGUCGUUGUGAAUCAUUCUGGAAGGAAGUUGAUUAUGUGAAGCAACUGUGGAAGCACAGGCAGGACCUGAAAAUUGAGGAUGCUGGGAUUGCGACUCUGUUUGGACUUGAGUGCUUCGCAUGGUACUGUGCUGGUGAGAUUGUUGGGCGAGGAUUUACCUUCACUGGAUACUAUGUCUAGGUACUGCAGCCACUGGACGAAUUGCUUUCUGGCCUGGAGUUCCAUUGAAAUUCUUCUCUCUUUUUUCUUUUGAGCCUUUUGGUUUAAGCCACAUUUAUACAUGGUUUCCCCUUGCAAGAAAUUUGAAUUGAUGAGUUCAGAACU
Malania oleifera is the source of this 921-nucleotide messenger RNA. RefSeq lists its product as uncharacterized. Lineage: Eukaryota; Viridiplantae; Streptophyta; Magnoliopsida; Santalales; Ximeniaceae. Gene Ontology annotation, biological process: proton motive force-driven ATP synthesis. The record is from RefSeq and is a predicted model, not a curated record. The transcript is spliced from 3 exons. The coding region runs from base 409 to 777 and encodes 122 amino acids. Gene Ontology annotation, molecular function: proton transmembrane transporter activity.